AGUCCAGCGGCCCAUAUGUUACUUAAUUGUAAGGGUGAGGUAAGAAGAGUUGAUGUGAACCACAAUAAUAAUAAUAAUAAUAAUAAUAAUAAUAAUAAUAAUAAUAAUAACAAACAAGGAAGGCUGAGAGUUAGAGACUUUGAAAAGGGUAAUUUGGUUCCGACGUUCCACAGCCGACCACCGGUUGAGAGUAGAAACCCAAUCCUGUUCAGUUGUGCCAUGGAUGCCAUAUCCACCCCUGUUUCAUCCAUGAUCAGUGUUCCUAAGAUUCAUCAUCACCUUUACAACCUCAAACCUCCCCUUCUUCUUCCCCAACCCCAUGGCUACAUCUCUACUGCUACGACUACGGCCGCCACCGCCACUUCGAUAUCAAAUAAAACUACUCCCUCCUAUUCCUACCGCCACAACGAAAAGCUCACCCCAACCCAGCUUCCGUCUACCUCUCAACCUCAACCAACUAUAUCCCCUACUAUCCACCAGAACGCCGCUACUGGCUACGCAGCCGCGCUCAUAGACGCCGCACUCUGCAGUAAUUCGCUAGAUGCAGUUCAUAAAGAUGUGAAAAGAUUGUUAAAAUGGCUGCAGUCUAACCAGAUGUUGAAGGAUAUGAUGACAAACGCAUCUAUGGAAGAAAGUGUAAAGGGGAGAGUGAUAAAGGAAGUAUCCAAGAAAGCCAAGUUCCAACGCCAGGUGGUGACACUGUUAAAGAUGUUGGUGGCCAAGAAUAAAUCAGGGAUGGUGGCACAAGUGAUGGAGGAGUUCCAAAGGAUUUACCUUGACCUGAAUACCUGCAGUUUCAGGCUGGUUGUUUAAUUACUAAAUUCUAGUAUUUAUUUGUCAUGUUUAAUUAAUUAUGUACGAAUCUAUGAUUAACAUAAUAAGCUACCUCAUUACUUA
This is a messenger RNA of Lactuca sativa (garden lettuce), 897 nucleotides long. NCBI's taxonomy places the organism in Eukaryota, Viridiplantae, Streptophyta, Magnoliopsida, Asterales, Asteraceae. The record is from RefSeq and is a predicted model, not a curated record.